Suillus bovinus is the source of this 1555-nucleotide messenger RNA. RefSeq names its product dihydrouridine synthase-domain-containing protein. Gene Ontology annotation, biological process: tRNA processing. The transcript is spliced from 4 exons. The record is from RefSeq and is a predicted model, not a curated record. The coding region runs from base 215 to 1489 and encodes 424 amino acids. Gene Ontology annotation, molecular function: tRNA dihydrouridine synthase activity; flavin adenine dinucleotide binding. Lineage: Eukaryota; Fungi; Basidiomycota; Agaricomycetes; Boletales; Suillaceae.
CCUUGCCUACCUUUAUUGGCUUGGAUACAUCAUAUUUUCAACUGGUCUAAUUACUCCAAUAAAUAUUCUAUUUGCUUAGUCGUGUAAGUCACGUGAGGCCAUAGUCCAUCUUAGCUUCGAACUUUCGAAGUACUACGCCGGUUUUCCAAUAACGUCCUUCGUCUCCCUACUCUUGCGCGCUCUGCGCGAGCGCACUUUCAAAAAGGUCGUUACGAUGGCAGCUCAGACCACCUCCGAUCAUCCCAGGAAACUCGCUGGGUAUGAGUUCUACCACCGGAUCCUCGGUAGCCCAAAGCUCAUCGUUGCGCCAAUGGUAGAUCAAAGUGAGCUGGCCUGGAGAAUUCUAUCACGCCGAUAUGGUUCCCAGCUUUGUUACACACCCAUGAUAAACGCCAAGAUGUUCUCCCCCCCUUCUUCUCACGCAUAUCGUGCUCAGGCAUUCAAUACUUCUUGUCUGGAAGAAGGUUCAAGUACACAUGACCGCCCCCUCAUCGUUCAGUUCUGUGCCAAUAAUCCUUCACAGCUCCUCACGAGCGCACUCGCUGUACAAGAUCACUGUGAUGCUAUUGAUAUAAAUCUUGGGUGUCCUCAGGAUAUCGCAAGGAAGGGACACUACGGAAGCUUUUUGAUGGACGAAUGGGAGUUGAUCCAUGACUUAAUUAACGUACUUCACGAAAACCUCUCCAUACCCGUCACUGCCAAAUUCCGAAUAUUUCCCUCCGUAGAAAAAACAGUGGCUUACGCCAAAAUGCUGGAAUCCGCAGGGGCCCAGAUCCUCACUUGCCAUGGUCGCCUGCGCACCCAACGUGGACAAAACACUGGACUCGCAGACUGGUCGCACAUCAAAGCCGUGAAAGAGGCAGUUCGGGUGCCUGUGUUCGCAAACGGCAACAUUUUAUUUCAUGAAGAUGUAGAGAAGUGCCUGAAAGAGACCGGCGUGGACGGGGUGAUGAGCGCUGAGGGACAGUUGUAUAACCCUGCAUUAUUUGCUCCUGCAUCAUCUGGGAAUCUGUCAUCGACCCUGACAGGUGCACACCCUCCCCAUGCGGACCUCGCGCUCGAGUACCUGACUAUCGUCAAGAAUCUCAAAACCCCAACAUCAACGAGCGCGGUCAAAGGUCAUUUGUUUAAAAUCAUGCAUCCCGCUCUGAGCAGGGAGACCGAUCUGAGGGAGAAAUUGGGGCGGAUCAGAGGGUCGAAUGUCAUUGAGGAGUAUAUUGAGGUUGCGAAGAAGAUGAAGGAGCGCAUGGAGAGGGAUGCUACGGAGGCGAUGAAGGGGGGACAGAUGAUUGAUGAUCUGAUCACGAUCGAGCCUACGACAGGGCUCAGAGUGCUGCCACAUUGGCUCUCACAACCGUACUUCAGGCCGCUUAAAUCUCCAACAGAGGCUUCGAAACGAGCUUCUUCACCGAUACCUUCGCAUGAAGACGUGAAGCGGGCGAGGCUUUCUGGGCAAUCUGCUGUGGGCGAUAUAGAUGUUUCUUUGUGAUCGCUAUCGACUGCGUCCUUCCCGUUCUUUCAUAAAAUAUAUCUCCUCUACCCAUACAAUACGCCA